UAUAUAUAUAUAUAUAUAUAUAAGUUAUGGUUGCUUCCCACCAACCAAACAAACCGAACAUCGUAAACGACCAGAAUAGUCAACACCAUCAAGUAAGGAAUCUGCAACGUCAGCAGGUGGAGCUAGAGAAGGAGCUGCAACGACUCCGCGCGCAUUUCUACGAAGAACAGUCUACAGCACCGCAACCGGACACCACCACGAGGCACCACAACGCGAUCCAAUAGAGUGUGCAUACUCAGCAAGUAGCUGGACAGGGCUCAUAGGUAGUCAGGGACUCAGGAUAGGUAUAAUAAAUCAGUCUAGAGUCAGAGCUCUAAGUGUGAAGUUCAAUUUUGUGUUUUUUAAAAACCUCUAUCCGCAGCCCCGUUUUAUAACUGGCUUAGUGCGGUAGGAUACAGUGGUGCAGUGAUAAUUAAGUGAGUGCGUUCGUGGAAUCGUCGACGAGGGAAUAUCGACCGACGAGGAAACAUCCCCAAAGGAAUAUUGGAGAUUUGCAGCGAACUCCGGAAUUGUCACCACCCACGGACCUGAUUGCUGACUCCCAUCAUCACCCGCGCGACGGCUUAUCGCGCAAAAAUAAGGAUAUUCUUACCGAAGAGGGACAAGACCAGAUCAUCGAGGAAACGCACGACCGCGCCCACCGCGGAAUCGAAGAUAAUUACAAGGUGAUCUCUGGAAAAUACUUCUUCCCAAGGAUGCGGAACAAGCUAAUAUGUGCUUCGAUCAUUAUAUACAGUAUAAUUCCAUACACAUUGGCAGACUCAUUUUUGAAUGUUAUAAACAUAGGAAAUAACCCAAUUGUCGAAAUCAAAAUAACCGAUUGUAAGAUACAAACCGGAAACAUAAAAAUCAUACACCCAGUGAAGCUAGAUAGAAUUGAGGAGAGCAUGGAAAUUAUAACCAAUUCAUUCUAUAACAAACUAACAAAUACUAACAACCCCUUACACGAAGUGAUCAAGUUCAGGAUUAAGAAGCUAUAUGCAACUCUCUAUGGAUUGAAGCCACAGCAGGCACGUCGCCACCGACGAUGGGAUUCACUAGGCACCGCGUGGAAAUGGAUAGCUGGAUCACCGGAUGCGCAGGACUUACACAUCAUCAACUCUACCAUGAACGAGCUUAUUAACCAAAACAACCACCAAUACAAGAUAAACGACAACAUCAACAACAGGAUUACGCAGCUCACGAUAACCGUUAACCAAAUAGCUAACUCCCUCAACAGUAAAAACAAGGCAAACCUGGAUGCCUUAGAUGCAGUCACAACAAUGUUAAACGUCGACGUCAUCAACGAGCUAUUGGACAACAUUCAAGAAGCCAUCACCCUCUCAAAGAUCUCCAUCAGUAACAACAAAAUUCUAUCUACGCGGGAAAUUAACAUCAUCAAAUCAACCCUUCAAGACCAAGGAGUACUCAUCCACUUCCCAGACGAAGCACUUCAAUUCGUUACCCCGAAGGUUGCUGUUAGAAACGGUGAUUUACUGUACAUCCUUAACGUUCCACAGCUGGAAUCUACAACAUCGACAAUCACAAGGAUCUACCCACUCAUCGUGGAUAAUCAAAUAAUCAGAUCAUACCCAAGCCACAUCAUACGACAUGGUAACAAAUUAUUCACGACCAGAAACCCAGAAGAUUUCGUCCAAAAAUCAACAUUCAUCACAGAGUUUGAGGACGACUGUAUCCAAGCCAUCAUAUUUGGAAAACAGUCACGAUGCAGUUCUAUUUUCCAAAACGAAACCACCCAACAACUGGUAAACGAGAACACCCUAUUAAUCUCGAAUGCCGUCAACCACACCUUGGAAACAAAUUGCGGACCAGAUACCAGAAGAAUCACCGGAAAUUUCAUCAUCAAAUUCAACAACUGCACCGUCAACUUCAACGGCCAAUCAUUCCGAAGUUCGGAAACGUUCAUCGACACCGAAGUAAUCAACAAUGCAUUUCACAACAGUUUAAUGGAAUGGAGUCUUCAUAAACCACACGACAUAGCAGAGAUCAGCAAUACUGCAGUUAGUAACCGGCAAAAAUUGGACCACGUAUAUCUGCAACAAGACAGUCUACAUUUCAAACUUUGGACAACGUUCGGAGGAAUUUCGAUAUCAACCAUACUUGGAUUUUGCGGUAUUUGCAUCAUCAUCAAAGUCAUCGUGAAAAACAUAACCAACGGACCGGGACGUUCCGUACUUGAGGAGGGUUCAGUUAUGGUUGCUUCCCACCAACCAAACAAACCGAACAUCGUAAACGACCAGAAUAGUCAACACCAUCAAGUAAGGAAUCUGCAACGUCAGCAGGUGGAGCUAGAGAAGGAGCUGCAACGACUCCGCGCGCAUUUCUACGAAGAACAGUCUACAGCACCGCAACCGGACACCACCACGAGGCACCACAACGCGAUCCAAUAGAGUGUGCAUACUCAGCAAGUAGCUGGACAGGGCUCAUAGGUAGUCAGGGACUCAGGAUAGGUAUAAUAAAUCAGUCUAGAGUCAGAGCUCUAAGUGUGAAGUUCAA
Molecule: messenger RNA, 2496 nt
Organism: Aedes albopictus (Asian tiger mosquito)
Lineage: Eukaryota; Metazoa; Arthropoda; Insecta; Diptera; Culicidae
Exons: 3
Coding region: 696-2390 (564 amino acids)
Source: RefSeq, a predicted model, not a curated record